This is a messenger RNA of Mus pahari (shrew mouse), 600 nucleotides long. Its product is annotated as keratin-associated protein 4-6-like. The record is from RefSeq and is a predicted model, not a curated record. Lineage: Eukaryota; Metazoa; Chordata; Mammalia; Rodentia; Muridae. The transcript has a single exon. The coding region runs from base 1 to 600 and encodes 199 amino acids. Gene Ontology annotation, cellular component: keratin filament.
AUGGUCAGCUCCUGUUGUGGCUCUGUCUGCUCUGAGGAGGGCUGUGGCCAAGGCUGCUGCCAGCCCAGCUGCUGCCAGACCACCUGCUGUAGGACCACCUGCUGCCGCCCCAGCUGCUGUGUGUCCAGCUGCUGCAGGCCCCAGUGCUGCCAGUCUGUGUGCUGCCAGCCUACCUGCUGCCGCCCCAGCUGCUGCCGCCCUAGCUGCUGUGUGUCCAGUUGCUGCAGACCUAGCUGCUGCCAGUCUGUGUGCUGCCAGCCUACCUGCUGCCGCCCCAGCUGCUGUGUGUCCAGCUGCUGCAGACCUAGCUGCUGCCAGUCUGUGUGCUGCCAGCCUACCUGCUGCCGCCCCACCUGCUGCCGCCCCAGCUGCUGCCGCCCCAGCUGCUGCAUCUCCAGCUGCUGUCAACCCUCCUGUGGUAGCUCCAGCUGUUGUGGUUCCAGCUGCUGCCGCCCUUGCUGCCGCCCCUGCUGCCGCCCCUGCUGCUGUCUGAGACCAGUCUGUGGUCAGGUCUGCUGCCAAACCACUUGCUACCGCCCCACCUGUGUCAUCUCCACCUGCCCCCGCCCCAUGUGCUGCGCCACCCCCUGCUGCUGCUGA